AUGAUAUUUAACUGCUUUCUAAAAUAUUGUCUUGUGUUUCUACCGCUAUUUGUCGUUGAAAUAUCCAGUAUCGCCCAAAUAACUUCAUUUUCUAUACAAUCGGAUUAUGCAGUUGAAAGGGAUUUCCUCAAAUUUGUGGCAGACCGUACUGUGACAAUAUAUUUAUUUGGAAACAAUUUGGAAAGCAUUGUCGCUCUCUCUUUCUCCCGGAAACCUGACAGAUACGGUAGAGACUGUGAUGAAGACCGUUUUGGUGAAGCCUUUAAGGCCACAAAUUCGGGCACAGGAGUAAUGAUGUCAGUGUUUUCCCUCCCAUCUGAGAAUUGUCCACACCGUCUGUACAUUUGCUCCAAGCAAGUAAACGAUAACGAAUCAUUGUCGUGGAUCCACGAGGAACCUAUUUCUCCAAGAUUCCUGUCUUGUGAACAAGAGGGUUUCAAUAUUUCUGGGCCUUUGGCCUGGGUUCUGUAUGGCUUUAUGCUAACACUGUCUGCUCUGUUUAGCGGGCUGAAUCUCGGAAUAAUGACUCUCGAUGUUCUAACACUAAAGAUUAUGCAGCAAGCCGGUUCUCCGAGCGAGAAAAAAAUGGCAGCUACUGUUUUCCCAGUUCGUGUCAGGGGCAACUUAAUACUAUGUAGUCUUACCAUGGCAAACGUUGUUGUAAAUGUCAUCAUAUCAAUGCUCUCUGACAGAUUGAUUGGUGGCACCGGCUGGGCGAUAAUUUAUGCCUCUAUUGGAAUUCUUAUUUUUGGUGAAAUAAUUCCGCAAGCAAUAUGCAACCGCUACAGUCUCCUAGUCGCUUCAAAGACAAUCUCAUUCACAAAAUGUGUUUUGUACUUAACUCUCCCUAUUGCAUAUCCCCUAAGUCUUGUUCUUGAUUCGAUCUUUGGCGAAGAUAUGGGGAAAACUUUUACAAGAGCAAAGCUCGCUGAACUUAUUAAACAACAUGGUAAUCUUGGAUUUGUUGACAAGGACGAGGUCAAUAUAAUCACAGGAGCUCUUUCGAUGAACCACAGAACGGUAAAGGAAAUAAUGACACCGAUAGAUGACGUAUAUAUGCUGUCCUCUAAAGCUAUUCUUGACUUUGAAACAACAAAUGACAUAAUUGCCCAUGGAUUCACACGUAUUCCCAUUUUUGAAAACGACAGAAGAAGAGUGAAAUCAGUGCUCAACGUGAAAGAUCUAGCUUUCGUUGAUCCAAAUGAUAAAAUACCUGUGUCCACAAUAUGCAACUUUUACAAAAGAACAUUUAUUACUGUUCCUGCAUCAAAAACUUUGACUGACAUUUUUGAGGAGUUUCGUAAGGGCAAUACGCAUCUUGCUCUAGUCUACGCAGAUUCGCCGAAAUCGGAUACAAAUGCCAAUUUCAAUCGCUUGAUUGGGAUCGUCACUAUGGAGGACGUCAUUGAAGAAAUUAUGCAAGAAGAAAUCAUGGACGAGACUGAUAUUUUUAGUGAGUUUACGUUUUUUAAAACUGAAGCGCAAAAAACGGAUAACAAGAGAACGAAAAAACGAAGUAUGCGAUGUCCUAACAUGGAUCUCUGGCCAAUACUGAAUUUCCAAACUGGCAGCAGAAUAACGCCUCAAUUAAAGCUAGCUGUGCUUCGGCAUCUUGUUGCCAAUACCAUACCAUUCGGACCCAAGUACGCACAUACGCUGAUUCUUCAGGGAUUCCUUAACUGCUCCUUCGCACAAGAAGUGAUGUCGGAUGACACCCAAACGAGAAGUCACGCGAUUUACGAGGCAGGCAAGGAGUCUGCCAAUGCAAUCUUUACUCUCCAGGGCUCUUUGACUGUCGAAUUCCCGGACACUCACCUGCAGUUUGAGGCCGGUGCAUUUACACUUUUCGGUGAAUCAAUACUCGCACGUAAGUCCUCUAGCUUGGCUUCAGCGAGUGAUAUUGGGCAGGAUCGCCAGGCCUCAGAGACCAAUGCACACACACAAGUAGUCGACUUGCUUUCUUCCGGGGCUAUGCAUAAGGCGCCACAUUACCAAGGAAAACGUCAAAGACAGCUACUUGUGAUGUAA
This is a messenger RNA of Dibothriocephalus latus, 2028 nucleotides long. Lineage: Eukaryota; Metazoa; Platyhelminthes; Cestoda; Diphyllobothriidea; Diphyllobothriidae. The record is from the annotation of a GenBank genome assembly.